This is a messenger RNA of Notodromas monacha, 2392 nucleotides long. NCBI's taxonomy places the organism in Eukaryota, Metazoa, Arthropoda, Ostracoda, Podocopida, Cyprididae. The record is from the annotation of a GenBank genome assembly.
CAAUCGGUCGCUGAACGCGGGUGAGACGAGUCGGAACUCCCGCGAAGACCGAGUCUCUCAGCUAUGAACUUGAACUCCUCAUUGAAUCUGUGACCGUGAUUCACCCGAGGUCGAAUUACCCAGUCGUGUUCCCGAAGAUCUCAGCUGACUACUAGAAAGGCCGCGUAGCGGGGAACUUUGUGUUCACUCAUUUCGUGAUUCCCGUCGUUUAUAAAUGCCGCCGUGCGUUGCUGGAAUGGUGUCUAGGAGCAAUCAUGGGAUUUUCCGAUUCCCGUUUAGCUGCUCUUCUCGGAGUCCGAGGAAGCUUGACUUCGCAGUUUCCCACGAUGACUCCAAAGACCACAGCGAUGACCAGAUGGAGGUGAGCGGACAGGAGGACAUGUCGCCGGAAUGCAGGGCUCUGUUGUCGCCACUGCAGCCGGACAACGCGGCUAGGGCCCGUGUCAAAAGAAAGUUUCCCGGUGGGUCCCCCGGGCUCGGACUUUUUGCACACGUUUCCCCGUACAGGGCGAAGAACUCUCCUCGUGUCAGUCCUUCGAAGAGGACCAAAUUGAGUUUCGGAGGACAAGGACAGGAGAAUCAAAUGGUUGGCUGCAAAGUGAUCUCCGGUUUGGGUACCAGACCGCCUUUGAGGACAAUUCAAAAGAAGGCUGAUCACGAAUUCACGCCUCCCGUCGGUCUGCCGCCGAAACGACUCACGUCGACAUCGACGAUGUCGCCAUUUGUGAGCCGCCUGACUGGCUCGCCAGUCGUCAUGUCGCCGUGUUCGUCGUCAUCCGACGGCUUUUCCGAGCUGUUGUUGGACGAGGACGCCAAUUUGCCGCCUUCCUCGCCGCCCUCCUCUGCCGCCAGUCUUUGCCUCAACUCGUUGCUCAUGGGCUCGAUCCUGUCGCUCCCGAAACCGCAAGGAGCAGUAUCAUCAUCAUCAUCAGGAACGAACCAAACCCUGGACGCGGGCUAUAUGAAGAAGAAGACGACGACGACGAAUGACUCGAUGGACACGGAAGACGUUGUUUCGGCGAAACGGAAACCGAUGACGAAGACAAUGACGAAUGCUGCUGCUGCUGCGAGUACUAGCAGUAAUAAUGACGAACUGGGUUUCCGAGGUCGGGUUCCGUUGCGAAGAGCUUUGUCUUAUGCCGGCGGCACUCCGCAAACUUCUGGCACAAAAAGUGCGAGGAGUUUAUUUGGGACUAACUUUGACAACGAUGGGUCGCCGUUGUUGACGUCGAGAGCCAAGAAGGCGGCGCCGAUGAAUGACGAAAACGCUCCGCCGUCAUCGCAGUCAACUGGCGUGCACCAAUCGAAUCCGCAUUCGACGACGACGAUUCGGAAGAUGAGCAGCAUGACGACGAGUUCCUCGGUCAGUCUGUCGUGGGACACCGAAAGCUGUCCGGCGCCGUUGACGAAGCUGAAGCGCCUGUCGUCGGUGGUGGAGGAGGACGCGGACGCCACGGCCACGAUGCCGCCGGAUUUGUCGGGCCUGCGUGAACGCUGCGCCAACGUCCCGCUGGCCCACUUUAAGAGUGACUCCAACUUCAGCCUCGCCGCCAGAGCAUUUCGUCGCUCCACGUCCGACACUCAUGCCAUCAUCAACAGGGCACUCAACAGGUCGGAGAAGAGACCGGACUUGAUAGCCGACUGUUCCCGGCCUUAUUGCUUGCCCUUUGUCACUGAAGGCGUGAAGCACCCGGAUUUGAAGAACAUCACCCCGGACACGCUGAACAAAGUGCUGCGCGGCGACUACAAAAAUGUGAUAACCACUUUCACCGUCAUCGACUGCAGAUUUCCGUACGAGUUCGACGGCGGACACGUGGUGGGUGCUGUGAAUAUUUACACCAAGGACCAGAUCCUGAAGGAGAUCCUGCCCAACGAACCGUGCAUCGCGCCGGCCGUGAGCAGCGGCAGUGGCGGCGGCGGGAAUCAUCUGUUGGGCGGCUGCGUGGCGUCUUCGUCUUCGUCGCCGGCGUCGUCUACGUCGGGCAGCGGCUCGGACUCGACUCCCGACAGCAGUCCCGACAACGACGGCAAGGGCACGCACAAGGAGCGCAACAUCCUCAUCUUUCACUGCGAGUUCUCUUCCGAACGAGGCCCGUCGCUAUUACGUUUCCUGCGGAACAGGGAUCGCGGACUGAAUGCCAACAAUUACCCGGCGCUGCACUUCCCCGAGCUGUACCUGCUGGACGGUGGCUACAAGGCGUUCUACGAGCGGUACCCGCACCAGUGCACGCCAAUUGCCUACAAGACCAUGUUGGAUCCCAACCACAUGGCCGACCUGCGCCACUUCAAGGCCAAGGCCAAGACUUGGUCGGGCGACGCAAUGGCCACCGCUGCAAAAAGCUCUGUGGGCGGCAGUCGACGGAAAGCCGCCUGUCGGAAGCAAUUUUUAUAG